Molecule: messenger RNA, 1218 nt
Organism: Cuscuta campestris
Lineage: Eukaryota; Viridiplantae; Streptophyta; Magnoliopsida; Solanales; Convolvulaceae
Source: the annotation of a GenBank genome assembly
AUUGCAAACCACAAAGUUCAAAGCACUAAGACGUCGCAAACGGCCGCUCACACUCACUCUCUUCCUGAGGAACUCGAAAAUGGUAAUGGACUGUAGGAACUGGGACGAAGAGUCUUACAGAGACUCCAUCCUGCAAGAUAUAGAGACGAAUUGCAGAACCGUAUUCCGGACCGCUUUUGGUCCCAACUCGAGCCGCAGCUCAACUCCCGACCACCUAUUUGCCGCCACAAGCGACGGCUCCAUUGCCUCAUACUCCAUCUCUUCCCUCUUGGGUUCCUGUCAUGGGGAUUUCGGAUCUGGGAAGUUGUUUGCACCACUUGCAGAGCCUCUUUGGUGGGUUCAAGGGCAUGAUGGACCUGCCUAUGAUAUUAAAUUCUACAGUAACACAGAGGAUUCGGUAUUGUUAAGUUGUGGCGAUGAUGGCCGAAUCCGGGGAUGGAAAAGGGGAGAAAUUUUGGAAUCAAACAAUUCUAUUCAAGGAGGAAAUUCAAAACCAGUGCUUGAUUUGGUGAAUCCUCAACAUAAAGGCCCAUGGGGUGCACUUUCACCAAUCCCAGAGAACAAUGCUAUUGCUGUUAAUCCACAGAAUGGAUCAGUAUUCGCUGCUGCUGGUGAUUCAUGCGCUUAUUGCUGGGAUCUGGAAAGAAGUGAGAUUAAAAUGGUCUUUAAGGGACAUUCAGACUAUCUUCAUUGCAUUAUUGCGCGUAAUUCUCAUGAUCAGGUAAUAACUGGUUCAGAAGAUGGAACAGUACGAGUUUGGGAUUGUAAAAGUGGAAAGUGUGUGCAAGUAAUUGAUCCGAAGAAGGAUAAGACCCUAAAAGAAACUUUUCCAUACAUUAGUUGCAUUGCCCUUGAUGCAAGUGAGAGCUGGCUGGCAUUUGGAAGUGGCCCGUCGUUAUCAAUCUGGAACCUUCCCGCGUCUCAUUGCAUAACAAGGAUAACAACAAAUUCUGCUAUGCAAGAUGUUAUUUUUGAUGACCAUCAAGUUUUGGCAGUAGGAUCAGAGCCUUUACUCAGCCGGUUCAGUAUGGGUGGGGAGAUCAUUUCACAAAUACAGUGUGCUCCUGAAUCAACAUUUUCCAUCUCAUCACAUCCUUCAGGGGUUACAGCUGUGGCUGGCUAUGGAGCAUUAGUAGAUAUCAUCUCAGAGUUCGGAAGUCAUAUGUGUACAUUCAGGUGCAAGGGUUAAUGGGAGUGUAAUGAAGAAGAUCUCUUAGA